AUGGAUUGGUGCAGACCAUAUGGGCCCACCCAUGUUGUAUUUCUUGCCGCAAUCAGUGCACUCUUGGGGAACAACGGGACCGAACCCGGGAAGAUAUCUCAUGCUUGCGCCAUUGUUCUGAAUAUUCUUUCGUUAGUAUCACAAAAUGAGGCCAAAAUUUUCAAGUUAAGGUGUUUUAUUACAAAAGAUGGUCCUCCCAAUAGGCUGAAGAUGAAAAGAAUCACAGCCCGUGCAUUGAUAAACGUUCACAACAAGCAACUUACUUCAAUACAUGCAAGAAGGAUCCUUAGCGCCAUCUCGUGGCAAUAUUUCCCUCUCAAUGGGUAA
Striga asiatica is the source of this 327-nucleotide messenger RNA. The record is from the annotation of a GenBank genome assembly. NCBI's taxonomy places the organism in Eukaryota, Viridiplantae, Streptophyta, Magnoliopsida, Lamiales, Orobanchaceae.